AUGCCCGGAACGCUCGCUGGACGCUGGCCGCCGUGCACCGCGACGUGCUCAUUGCUCACUUGCUCUCAGCUCUCUGAAGUCCAAACUCUGAAUUUGGAGAUCGACAGGACAUUCUCUAUGUCAGAUUGCAACAAGGGUCAAGGUGGGAAUGAUGCAUUUGUAAUAGAUGGAUGGGAUGGGUAUAACAAAUCUGAUAGGCUUAGAGAUCAUGUAGGCAGCAAAUGUAAUAGUUUUCAUAACACGGCUGUGAAAAGAUGUGACAAUUUAUUGAAGCCCGGCUUAGCUUUUCAUGGCCAUGAUGAAACAGAGGAAUCUACAAAUAAGGGAAACUUUCGAGAGUUGGUACAACUUUUGGCUAUGGAAAAUGGCAAAAUCAUUGUGAAAUCUAUCAUUGAAGAAAUAGGUGGGGAUGUGUUUUGCCUAUUAGUAGAUGAGUCAGCUGAUGUUUCUGGCAAGGAACAAAUGGUAGUUGUCUUACGGUAUGUUGACAAACUUGGGGUAAUAAAGGAGAGACUUAUUGCUGUUGUUCGUGUGCAAGAGACAUCAGCUUCAUGUAUGAUAUCAAACAUUGAUAAUUUAUUUGCUAAGUAUGGCUUGAGCAUAAAACAAAUUAGAGGACAAGGUUAUGAUGGGGCCAGCAACAUGAGAGCUUCUUGCAAAUGUAAAGAUAUGAUUCGAGAAAAGCAACAAGAGAGAGUUAGAAAAGCCAUUGGAAGUGGACAGCUACAUAGUGGAACUGGGUUGAAUCAAGAGCAGUCCCAUCAAACAGCAGGAGACACACAUUGGGGUUCUCAUUAUAAAAUACUCAAGAGCCUAAGCAAUCUGUUUUCAGAAAUUAUUGAAGUGCUCCAAUAUGUCGAAAAGGAAGUUCCAAAUGAUGCAAAGAGACGGCAAGCUCGUGGUCUUCUAGAUUACCUUAAGGAUUUUGACUUUGUGUUCCACUUGCAUUUAAUUAUGCUUAUUUUAGGACAUGCAAAUUGUUUGUCACUGUCCUUGCAGCGAAAAGAUAAACAUAUUUUGGAGGCCAUGUUGGAGGUGAAGUUAACCAAGCAGAAAUUUCAGCAAAUUAGAGAUAAUGGUUGGGAUUCUUUGUUGCAAGAUGUCCAGUCAUUUUGUGAAAAACAUGGCAUUCCCAAGUUGGAUAUGGAUGAGGAAUAUAUUGAUCGUCAUAGGCCAAGAAAGAAGACCAACCGAACCAACUAUCAGCAUUACAAAUAUGAUUGCUUCAAUCCAAUUAUUGACUUGCAACUUGCAGAGUUCAAUGAUCGUUUCAAUGAGGCAAACUCUCAAUUGCUCACUCAGAUUGCUACUUUCCAUCCCAAGAAUUCUUUUGAGGCUUUCAAAUUUGAGAGUUUAAUGGAGUUGGCUAAGUCAUAUCCUGAUGAUUUUGAUUCAACACAACUAAGGGAUCUUGGUCGUGAGCUUAAUAUUUAUAUUGACAAUGUGAAAGCUGAUGAAAGAUUUGCCAACUUGAACACUAUUUCUGAGCUUGCUAAGUUGAUGGUCGGUACAAACAAGCAUCUGGGUUUUCCUUUGGUGUAUCGACUUCUCAAGCUAGUACUAGUUCUUCCGGUUGCAACUGCAUCAGUUGAGAGGUGCUUUUCAGCAAUAAAAAUUGUGAAGACAAUACUACGGAAUCGUAUUGGAGAUGGAUUCUUGAAUGAUUGUAUUGUAUGUUUCGUGGAACAAGAAUUUCUAGCCACAAUUCCAAUUGAUGAUGUGAUCACUCGCUUUCACAAGAUGGACGACCGUAACCGCAGAGGGAACCGAUAG
Molecule: messenger RNA, 1773 nt
Organism: Panicum virgatum (switchgrass)
Lineage: Eukaryota; Viridiplantae; Streptophyta; Magnoliopsida; Poales; Poaceae
Exons: 5
Coding region: 1-1773 (590 amino acids)
Molecular function (GO): protein dimerization activity
Source: RefSeq, a predicted model, not a curated record